AUGGCGGGGUGGAUGCCCGGGUUGGAGGGGAGGAUCGCAGGGGACAAGAUGAGCCUGAGCGACUGCGAGGAGAUCUGCCAGGUCCUCCAGUCCUUCGGAGAAGACUCAUACACCGACGAGAAGACCUUCUCCUGGUCUGGAACUGUCGUGAGUGAGUUCGUCCGGGCGACGAAGAAUGCCGCAGCGAAGAGGAGAGGAGAGGACUGGCACAGGCUUGCUGAGGAUGGAAGAAGCAGCAGAAACAAGGCAGGAGGAGACACAGGUCCCUCUCCCCUUCAAGUAGUCCACGCGAAAUGGCUUCACCAUACCAUCUCACAGUCCUGCCCGACCCCGCUUUCGAAGAACAUCGUCACAAUUGCGUUCUCAUCCAACGUCCCUCUAGGUCCCGCAAGAGCAGGAGGAAGCAAAGAGUCUCUCUGCUGGCUCCAGGUCUCAGGUCUCCACAUGUUUGCACCAUCCGAUACAGAGGAUCCUCUUCUGGACCUGGGUGGCUCCAUUGCCAAACUUUUUGCCAACAGCCCGGACUCUGAACAAGGAGGAAAGGGCUCGUGGAACGACAGGGGUGAUCUGUUGCUCUACCUCCGAGGAGUGCUGAGCCCGCGCAAGAAGCACUUCCUAGAGCUGCACGUCAGGAAUCCAGCCAUGCCUUUCGCUAUGGAUCGAGUUUCCCUUGAAGCGGUCGGAUGUGUAGAGAUUGACCCCGUUUACUUGACGGACAUCAACUCAUCGCAUUCAGAAGUUUCCAAUGACAGGAUGACGCAAUCAGCAGAAGAGGCAUUCUUCAUCUAUGCUGGGAUACAUUCGGACACAAACUACCCAGGAUCCCUGAACACUAUCACUGUUUCUUUUUCGCUGAAUCGCCGAAUCAUGCAGGGAGCGAGGGUCGUUGUUUCAGGAUUGAGAGGGUCCGCUUCUGAGGACGACGGUCAACUGGAAAUCACAUUCCCAGGGGAGAAGGAGAAGGCGGCCCCCUUUGCCAACACGGGAGUCUGGAGCAAGGGAGAUGGCACGUUAGAGGUGCAGGUUGAAGAAGAAUUGGCGCCUGGAAAUAGGUCCUCGUUCUCGUUCAAGCUUCAGAAUCCUGCUCGCUCUCAACCUCUCUCACCUCCUUUCAUAUCGAUCGUGGGCUCGGAUACGGCAGUUCCUGCCGUUGAGUUGAAGUUCCAGGAGUCGCCAGGUGAUCUGGUCAGUGCUCAAGGAAGUGAGGCGAUAGAGCCGACAGACGCUGUUGUGCGGAAUGCACGAUACGAUUGGUAUGAGACUUUCGAGGCGCAUCUCAGGCUGCAGUAUCCUGAUCUCUAUGCCAACAAGCAAGAAGAGACGCUCGAUCUCCGUGAGAAGUUUGUGAGGAUGGAGCCGUCGCUCCGAGUCGGCAUUUCGCAGCCGUACACAGUCACCUGCAUGAGAAGUUCGGGAAGUGCGAUCAGUGUGAGCUGGCAACCUUUCUUCUCCGGCAAGGCUCUAACGUCUGAAUCCCCAACUCCUCGCGAACAAUCCGUGUUCUUCGUUCAAGUGUCGGAAGCUGACGCCCAUGGCAACCCUGUGAGCUUCAGGACGGUGUUUGCUGGCCCCAGCACAAGCUGCACAAUCCCAGCAGCUUUCUGCCCUCCUGUCUCCCGCAAGACCUGUGUGCGUGUAAGGGAAGAGUGCCUGGAUGAUCAGGGCAGGCUCGUGUCAAGUUCCUGGAACUAUGCUGACCUCAGGGAGGAAGCAGAGGGAGGAGAGGAGCCAAGGAGCAUCGAUGACCUGUCGUCUUUCCUCUCUUGGUCUCCUUCCAGGUCCCAUCCCAGCAUGACCAUCGGCCAUGGCGGGAAGUCUGUCAGGAAUGCGUCAAAUCAGAGAUGGAUAGGAGCUCUAGGAGCGAAGAAGAUUCAAGGAAGCGUGCGAUGGCGUUUCUCUUUCUCCGGACGGGUCGAGCGAUUGGCCGUGGGCAUCGCCAUGGAGGAUAUCCCAGUGGACGAACUCCCGCGCGCUAGCAAGGAAUGGAAACAGAGGACAAGGACCCACUGCAUCGCAUGGUUGUCAUGGGACGGCAGCAUACUUUGCCGGGGGGAGGUCCGCGCUCCCACCCUUUCGCGCCAUGUGGACAUGGAGUUUGCAAUGUGCAUUGAAGGAGACAGCAUCGAGGUGUGGGUGGACUGUGAGCGAGGGCAGGUGGAGAUCCGAAAGGACAAAGAGGUGCUGCUGCGUGAAACCAGCAAUGACAUUUUCGGGUGCGGCGUGCCCUGGUUUCCCUACGCAUGUUCUGACUGCCCUUGCACCAUUUUCCUCGAGGAGGUUGUUGAUAGUAAAUAG
This is a messenger RNA of Guillardia theta CCMP2712, 2295 nucleotides long. RefSeq lists its product as hypothetical. NCBI's taxonomy places the organism in Eukaryota, Cryptophyceae, Pyrenomonadales, Geminigeraceae. The record is from RefSeq and is a predicted model, not a curated record. The coding region runs from base 1 to 2295 and encodes 764 amino acids. The transcript has a single exon.